GCGCACGCAGUCGCGGCUCCUUCCCCCCGCCCUUUCUCUUCCCGGUUUUCCUCUCAGCUGCGGGGCUCGGCUAGUGGCAGCUUCCGGUAGGAGCGCCGUGAAGCGCGACCCCGGUCCCUGCUCCUUGUCAUGUCCUACGGUCCCUUAGACAUGUAUCGGAAUCCCGGGCCCUCGGGGCCCCAGCCCCGGGACUUCAACAGCAUCAUCCAGACGUGCAGUGGCAACAUCCAGCGGAUCAGUCAAGCCACUGCUCAGAUAAAGAAUUUGAUGAGCCAACUUGGAACUAAGCAGGACUCAAGCAAGCUCCAGGAAAAUUUGCAACAGUUACAGCACUCCACAAAUCAGCUGGCCAAGGAAACAAAUGAGUUGCUGAAGGAAUUAGGGUCCUUGCCCCUACCCUUGUCUGCAUCAGAGCAGCGCCAGCAGAGGCUCCAGAAGGAGCGCCUCAUGAACGACUUCUCGUCGGCCUUGAACAAUUUCCAGGCUGUGCAGAGAAAGGUGUCUGAGAAGGAAAAAGAAAGUAUCGCCAGAGCAAGAGCUGGAUCUCGUCUUUCUGCAGAAGACAGGCAAAGAGAAGAGCAGCUCGUCUCAUUUGACAGCCAUGAGGAGUGGAACCAGAUGCAGAGCCAGGAGGAGGAGGCAGCCAUCACUGAGCAAGACCUGGAACUUAUUAAAGAGAGGGAAACGGCGAUUCGGCAGCUGGAGGCUGACAUUUUAGAUGUCAAUCAGAUAUUUAAAGAUUUAGCCAUGAUGAUCCAUGACCAAGGUGACCUGAUAGAUAGCAUAGAAGCCAAUGUGGAAAGCUCAGAGGUCCAUGUGGAAAGAGCCACUGAUCAGCUGCAAAGAGCUGCUUACUAUCAGAAAAAAUCUCGCAAGAAGAUGUGUAUCCUGGUGCUUGUCCUGUCAGUGAUUCUUACAGUCUUGGGAGUGGUUAUCUGGUUUGCUUCUAAAUGAGCUGUGGUUGCCUCAGAGCCUUCUCCUGAUGAGUUGUUACCAAGGGCAAGUGCUCCAUGGAGUCUUGCCAGAACAAACUGACCACAGAAGAGAGCGUGUACCAGAGUGUCCUGUGAUAAUUUAGCUAGAAACUAACUACUAACUAGUCCUUGGAAUUAGUGACCCAUGGAGACAGUAUUUAUCAUUUAUGCAUAUACUCUAUUGAUUUCUCAGAUAAGGAAUUAACUUAUGUGUGUUUUCCUUUCUCUUGUAUUUUGGAUAUUCUUUUUGACAGGUGACACUACAGUCUCAUAAUAUUGGUUUUUUUUUGUUUUUGUUUUUUUUUUUUGUAUAUACACAAACUUUACCUUUUUAUGAGCAUCUGAGAUAAAUUUCCUUCAGGAGCCAGCCUAUUCAAGUCUGAGAAACUGUACAAUAUGCCAGCAGUUUUUAUUUAACAUUUUGAUAUGAGUUUCCAAGGGGUCUGCUCUCUGUUUUGCAAGAUUUUGGCACUAUAUGUAACUGGGGACUAACUGCACCUGUGACUUCAGGGGAAAUGAGAAGAACCUGUCUGUCAGAGUGGCCCUUUGCCAGGGAGUGUAUGAAAGGCUGGGUUUAAGUUCAAUUGAUGUUAUUGUCUCCUGGUGUCAUUUACAGACUCCAUCCCUGCACACUAAGUCAUCCCACUCCUGUUUUAAAGAGGUUCGUUUCAUUAACAUUGUUAUAAUCAGAUGGGUCCCUCUUCAACCUGUCUGCAUAGAAAGGGAGAAUUAGGCACAGCAUGAUCUUGGAAAGCAAAUAGGGAUUGUUUGGAAUGAUUCUAUCUUGUUCACUUGUGGCUUACAUUCCUGGUGAAUGAUAAAUGUUGCUGUCAAAGACUGUUCCUGAGCCUUAUAAGGGUUGCCUGGCUUUGAUAGCAAGAUUCUAAAGUUUAGACUGAAGUGGGGUUUAAAACUUAGGUCUGUGACCCUAUUGAUAAAGCAAAGAAAAGGUUCAUUUUUGUAAAUAAUACUGGUUUAGUGAUGUUAGACUUAGCCUAAUUUAUGAACAAGAGAUCAAACUCGGCGUAGUUUUAGACAAAAACAGUUUUAAUAAAAGGUUGCUGUCUUGUAAUAUAAAUGUUGUCCACUGCCCUUUUUCACAGGCCUAGAAACAGGUAGAGAGAGUGUAAUUGGUUUAGGCUUUCAGAUAAAUGUGAAUCGAGUCCGAAAAUGUCAGCCGUCCUUCACUGAAUUGGAGGAUUUGGCUACUGUUGGCGUAUUUAUGUUUAUUUCUUCUAUUCCUCUUAAUGUUACUUAAUCUUCUUCUACACUAAUGUGAUCAGUAGGGAAAUAAGGGCCCAAAUGCAUAAGUUUCUUUGCACUUUUGCACCAUCCCGCCUACUUAAUACAAAUAAACAUUUAAAAGCUUUUGUAGUUACUUUUAUGUGUUAACAUCCUAAUGAUGUAGGUGUUAGGUAAUGUGCUGCUAUGAGAAAACAGACCAGCAAGAAGACUGGAGAACAGGUAAGGCUUGGCUUGCGAGUGGAAUAGGCAUUGCUGCCUUUCUUCGAAAAACAGGACAGAGAGCAAACUGUGGUUUGCACAUACUUCUAAUCCUAGUACCUGAAGAGACAAGACAGGAAGGUUGUGAGUUCAAGGCCAGGCUGGAUACAUAAAAGGUUUGAGAUCAGGCUUUGUGUUUAAGAAAGAGAAGGAGAGGAAGAAGACAGCUGUCUGCAUGACACAGUGGGCCACGUGGCAGCCUCAGAGGAGUCCCUGUUCUCAAGUUGUAGCUGGACUUGGAUAGGUCAUUUGUGAUAGUCCAAGAAGUAAAAAAGUGAUGUGUUGUGGCAAACUAUUGAGAACAACAGAGUGGCUGUAAUCCGUAACACUGUGUCAUUGAUUGAGUGGUGUUAUCAUGAUGGCUGUGGGAAACAGACAGGAACUUGGUAUAGAGUUUGUAGCAGUUGUCCAGAAACUCUAAUAAACCUAUUCCCAGAA
Molecule: messenger RNA, 2915 nt
Organism: Peromyscus leucopus (white-footed mouse)
Lineage: Eukaryota; Metazoa; Chordata; Mammalia; Rodentia; Cricetidae
Gene: Stx12
Product: syntaxin 12
Exons: 9
Coding region: 130-954 (274 amino acids)
Biological process (GO): vesicle fusion; vesicle-mediated transport; intracellular protein transport
Cellular component (GO): synaptic vesicle; postsynaptic recycling endosome; endomembrane system
Molecular function (GO): SNAP receptor activity; SNARE binding
Source: RefSeq, a predicted model, not a curated record